Staurois parvus is the source of this 415-nucleotide messenger RNA. NCBI's taxonomy places the organism in Eukaryota, Metazoa, Chordata, Amphibia, Anura, Ranidae. The record is from the annotation of a GenBank genome assembly.
AUGUCCUCCCACUCUAACCGCACAUGCGCGGCUCUGGGAGCGCGCAGCACGGCGAUGCGUUGUGUCCCCCGGACACUGCGGAUCACCGAUCAACGGAAAGAUGUCGGCUCGGUCAUGUGAUCAGCUGUGUCAAAUCACAGCUGAUCGCUGAUGAUAAGUGUGCCCUGAUGAUCAGUGUAGCCCCAGCAGUGCUACCUGUCAGUGUCCAUCAAUGCCAGCUGACAGUGCUUAUCAGUGCCACCUGCCAGUGCCCAUCAGUGCCUCAUCAAUGCCACAUAUCAGUGCCCAUCAGUUCACAUCAAUGCCACAUAUCAGUGCCCAUCUGAACUGCCUUUCAGUGUCAUCUAUCAGUGCCAGUCAGUGCCACCUAUCAGUGCUGCCAAUCAGUGCCGCCUAUCAGUGCCACCUAUCAGUG